AUGGGCUCGGUAUCACAGUCAAGGAAUAUUAGUUCCGCUGGUAAGAUCAAGGUAAAGAAUCCUGUCGUUGAGCUGGAUGGCGAUGAGAUGACAAGGAUAAUAUGGCAAGACAUCAAGGACAAGUUCAUCCAUCCUUACCUCGACAUCGACCUGAAGUACUAUGACCUGGGUCUGCCAUAUCGUGACGAGACUGAUGACAAGGUCACUGUUGAGGCGGCCGAGGCUAUCAUAAAAUAUAGUGUUGGUGUAAAAUGUGCUACCAUCACACCUGACGAGCAGCGAGUGGAGGAGUUCAAGUUGAAGAAGAUGUGGCUAUCUCCCAACGGCACAAUAAGAAACAUUCUAGGAGGUACUGUCUUCCGUGAACCGAUUGUCAUUCCUACGAUUCCUCGACUUGUCCCCGGCUGGAAAGAGCCUAUCAUCAUCGGCAGACAUGCCUUUGGUGACCAGUACAGAGCGAAGGAUCGAACCAUCAACGAAGAAGGCAAACUCGAGAUGAUUUUCACCCCAAAAGGCGGCAAGCCAGAAGUCGUCGAGGUCUACAACUUCAACGAGAACGGUGGCGUAGCACAGACACAAUACAACACAACCGACAGUAUCCGAGGCUUCGCACACGCCUCCUUCAAGUAUGCGAUCGAUCGCGGCUAUCCACUGUACAUGUCGACCAAGAACACCAUUUUGAAGGCCUACGAUGGUCGCUUCAAGGACAUCUUCCAGGAGAUUUACGAAAAAGAAUACAAGAGUCAAUUCGAGGAGAAGAAGAUCUGGUAUGAGCACAGACUAAUUGACGAUAUGGUCGCACAAAUGCUCAAGUCAGAUGGUGGCUUUGUCAUCGCCAUGAAGAACUAUGAUGGAGACGUGCAAUCAGACAUCAUUGCACAGGGUUUCGGUUCGCUUGGCCUCAUGACGUCUCAGUUGAUCACACCAGAUGGCCUCACAUAUGAGUCCGAGGCUGCUCACGGCACAGUGACCCGACAUUACAGAGAACAUCAGAAGGGACGAGAGACGAGCACGAAUCCUAUCGCCUCGAUAUUUGCCUGGACGAGAGGACUAGUAAAGCGAGGUCAGCUUGACGAGACGCCAGAAUUGGUCACUUGGGCUGAGAACCUCGAAAAGGCCGUCAUCCAGACAGUCGAUGAAGACAAAAUCAUGACCAAGGAUCUUGCUCUGUCGUGCGGCAAGAAGAACCGAGAAGCUUGGGUCACAACUGGCCAGUUUAUGGAGGCAAUUGAAAAGAGAUUCAAGAAGAACUUGGAGGCUGAGGGUCUCGGCAAGGUUGCUGGAACACAAUAG
Messenger RNA from Lithohypha guttulata, 1293 nucleotides. It is a transcript of the gene IDP1, whose product is annotated as Isocitrate dehydrogenase [NADP], mitochondrial precursor (Oxalosuccinate decarboxylase). Gene Ontology annotation, cellular component: mitochondrion. The record is from RefSeq and is a predicted model, not a curated record. The coding region runs from base 1 to 1293 and encodes 430 amino acids. Gene Ontology annotation, molecular function: magnesium ion binding; isocitrate dehydrogenase (NADP+) activity; NAD binding. Gene Ontology annotation, biological process: isocitrate metabolic process; NADP+ metabolic process. The transcript has 2 exons. Lineage: Eukaryota; Fungi; Ascomycota; Eurotiomycetes; Chaetothyriales; Trichomeriaceae.